This is a messenger RNA of Amphibalanus amphitrite, 3931 nucleotides long. RefSeq lists its product as uncharacterized. The coding region runs from base 301 to 3012 and encodes 903 amino acids. Gene Ontology annotation, biological process: signal transduction. Lineage: Eukaryota; Metazoa; Arthropoda; Thecostraca; Balanomorpha; Balanidae. The transcript has 15 exons. The record is from RefSeq and is a predicted model, not a curated record.
UCUCAAACACGUCUGGCAGCCCUUAUACGAGUGUGCCGAUCGUGUGCACUGUGCACAUCCUGACCCGCUGACAUCCCUUGUCAGUAAAACAGUCGUACUGUUGAUGAACAAGAUGAACCAGCUAUCAGGUGUGUGUGUGUGUGUCCGCGCCGGCCCCGUGCCGCGGCGCACGCUCUACAAAACCGGCGGCUAUUUCCUGCGUUGGCGCGCUGCCGACGCGUCGCUCCGUCCGUCGGCCGUCGGUUCCGACGCGUCGACGGCGCUCAGUCGUCGGCGGCGGCGGGCGCUGCUCGGUCCGCCAUGGAGCAGCCGGCGGCCAAGAGCGGCUGGCGCUUCCCGCACGUGGCGCUGCUGUAUGUGUUGGUGGCAGUGCUGACGGCCGCGCAGCUCGCUGGGUUUCUCCUGUUGCGGCACGGCCUCACCGAUGCCGAUCGAGUGUGUGCCGAGCGGGCGAGCCGCGCCGAGCGACAGGCGGUCAGCCAUGUGACUGAACUCCUCGUGAAGGCGACGCAGGCAUCGCACGGCCGACAUGCCGAGUUCUCUGGCGGUGAGCUGCUGACCCCUCCGCCCGUGUCUGCCCCCGCGGCACAGCGUCGCCGCGGCCGCCGUCAGGCCGCUGAGAGUGAGCAGACCUACUCGGGGCUCGGACCGGGCACCAGCCUGGCCUCCGGGGAGUUGAUACCCCAUACGAAGACGACUCGCCGUGAUGGGCUGGACGAGGGCAGCGGCAGCGGUGGCAUUGCCGAGGACGAGGCACCACUGGACUGGAUCCCGUCCUACUCGCGGAUACCGGCGGAUGACCUGAGGAAGUUCUGCUUGAGCACCCAGAGGUUCUGCAAGCCUGGAGAGAAGGGCGCAAUGGGUGAAAUUGGUGAACCAGGCCCGAGGGGACCCAAAGGCGAGAUCGGUCUUCCAGGCCUCCCCGGAGUGAAGGGUGAGCCCGGACCUAUCGGCCCACCGGGACUGAAGGGAGUUCGCGGCUACACUGGCAACAAGGGACAAAAAGGCAGAGACGGCCUGGAGGGUCGCGACGGCCUGCCUGGAGAGCCCGGUAUGGACGGCAUCCCUGGAAGGAACGGUCUGGACGGAUUCCCUGGAGUGGACGGAAUUCCAGGACAGGAUGGGACGCCUGGAAUCAACGGACUGCCCGGCCGUGACGGAAACGAUGGCGAGAAAGGUGCCAAAGGAGAUGCAGGUCCCAAAGGGGAACGAGGAGAAGUCGGUCUGGUGGGCCCGCGAGGUCGAAAGGGCGAGGCGGGCAAGGACGGUCAGAACGGCAUCCCCGGCAUCAACACGACGCUGGUCAACACGACGGCCGGCACGCUGCUCAUCCCGCCCUGGAUCGCCCGACCGAAUCUUCGCGACGGCCCGAAGCUGAUCCGUGUGAGUGAGGGAGACAACCUGGUUCUGCGUUGCGCUGCUGCCGGAGUGCCUCGGCCCUCCAUCACCUGGGACAACCCGGAUGGAGGUCUCAUCCGAAAGGGAUCCUGGAAAGCCACCAACAUGGACGAGCGAAAUCUGGAGUUGAUCCGGAUUCAUCGGGAGCAGAGUGGUCUGUACAGGUGUAUCGCCUACAAUGGCAUUCCUCCGGAUGCCAGCAAGGUGUUCAAAGUCACCGUCAUGUACCCGCCGCUGAUCCGGUGCACCAACAACCAGCAAGUGAAGGAGCGGGGCGACUCGGUCACCUUCGAGUGCCGGGUGGACGCGUCUCCUGCGCCGCUCAACUACUGGCGCUUCAACGGCAAAGUGCUGGAGAACAGCACCAAAUACAUCACCGGACAGGCCGAGGUACCCGGCUCGCCGCGAGAGGUGAUAUCGGAGCUGCACAUUCGGGAGAUCGGCGACCACGACUACGGAAAAUACUACUGCGUCAGCAAGAACGAGGUCGGCCAGACUGAGGGCGCCUUCACACUCUACCCCCCGGGCGCCGGUCUCAGCAAGAGCCAGCAGAACAAGGUGGUGUACGGCCGGCAGCCUCACAACAUCACGGACCAGGACGACCUGUGCCCGCCACAGAAGGAGGUGGCCUGCCGCGAGUGUCCGCAGCUCGUCUACCCGGGCGUCGGCGGCUUCCCCGUCAGCUACGGCAGCCUGGUGCGCAACGUCACCCGCAUCAUCGGACUCACGCCCAAGGGACUCGGCAACAGGACCAUGGCCUGCGAGCUGUCAGCGGUCGGCAAACCCGUCUUCAAUCGCGACUCGCGCGCGCGGUUCGGCGCCUGGAUGAGCGACUCCGACCCGCCCACUCUGCCCGACGCCAACAAGUACUGGUACACCCACGAGCGGGACACGUUCAAACUCUUCGAGUACUCCAGCAAGGACAGCUUCGACCGCAAGAUCGUUACCCGCAACAUCACGCUGAGAAAACCGCACCAGGGUAAUUCCCACGUCGUCUUCAACGGGUCCUUCUACUACCACGUCCGUGGUGAGCCGAACAUCGUCCGCUUCAACCUGCGCUCCAGCCGGAUCGAGAAUACGCUGGAGCUGCCCGACCUGGCCAAGAACCGCAGUGUGACGCUGUACAACUCCACCUAUACGUACGUCGACUUCGCCGUGGACGAGAACGGACUGUGGGUCGUCUACGCCCUGCCAAACAAUAACCUGGGCGUGGUGAAGCUGAGCUCUGAGCUGGACGUCCUGCAGACUUGGAACAUCUCCUUCCAGGGCGACAGCCACGCCAAGGACGGCGACACCAUCAUCGUGUGCGGCGUCCUCUACGGCAUCAAGAGUCGCACCGAGAGCAACACAAAGUUCAGUCUCGCUCUGGACCUGUAUACACAACAAUCUCUACCAUACAGCGGAUUGACGUACACAAAUCCAUUCCGACAAACCACUAUGGUCGGAUACAAUCCACGUAAUAAGGAGAUCUUCUCUUGGGAUAAGGGUAACCAGCUGACCUACCCGGUCAAAUACAACGCGCUGGACGACGACACCUCGGACAAUGAGCCGAGCAUAGAGGCGCUCAUGAACUCACCCGACCACGUCAUCAGCGAACCGGAGGAAGACCUCUGAGAGACGCCCGUUCACUGCCGACGGGGCGAAACCGUCGGGUCAGCGCUGACCGACGCUAGGUCACCGGCGACGGGGAAAUACCGUCUGGUGAUCGCUGAUGGAGACUGCAGUGUUAAGGUUACCGCCCAGGCAGGCGGGAAUAUUGGAGAAGCUGUCAACACCAGUCAAUGAUGUUCGAAUGCUGCUUGCAAUGAGAAGCUACAGCGGGAAAACGUAGAAAUGGUUGUUCACCUAGGGCUGAACGAUGAUAUGUGAUGACGAGCCAUGAAUCGGCUUAUAGCCUGCGUGACAUCCUUAUUGUAAUACCACAUGUCACAGGUGGCUAAACGUUUAACGCAUAAAAUAAACGGUCAACAGUAUCGCACCUGUGGGGAAAUGUUGCCGGACGAUGCUUGUUGUACGUUUCGUCUGAUAUACCAUUGAGCUCCGGUUGACAAAAAAAAAAAAAAAACGAAGUUAUGGCCGUUCUAGUAAGCUUUGGGCAGUGUUUUGGUCUGUGAUGUUGUCAGAGCAAUGCUCACCAUGACAUUCGCGACUUGGGAGGUUGCGGAACGCAAAUAUUUCACCGCAGCUGGGAUCAGAAGAUGCUGAUCUGACAACCGGCUGAUACGAUGAUCGAUGUUGUGCUGCAUCCCUCCUUCGCAAAACUAUCGGAAGAUCGAUGUAAAAACUGCGACAGAGAUAGGUCCUAUCACAAUGACUAAUGAUCGUGGAAGUGUGAAUGGCGAGAGGAACGAAUACUCUACCGUGUGUUUUAUAUGUUUGUAUAUGUUAGAUUUGUCGAGUCGGUCGAGUCGCUUGACAACAGUAAUUGACAUGUGCCCCAUAUCAAACGUGAAGUUCUACUAAUGUCACUAGCUUCCCAUUUCCCCACUGAUAGUGACAACAUUUAACCGAAUUAAUAAACGAAACAGCUUAA